CACCGUACUGCCCAGCCCAAGAGGUAAUACUUUAUCUUUCUCUCUGUCUUCUGUCUUAGAUUUGAUUGAUUACUUUCGAAUGCGGUUUUCGUAAUAAUCGUUUCUCUUUAUUUUAUGGUCCACAUUCGUAUUGGUGUAAAUGUGAGUAUUCCUGCUGUGACUAUCAAAUUUUCCUCAAGGACUAAACGAAAUAUCCAUGUAUUUAUCCGAGAGAACAGCUACCGUACAUAGCUAGCCAGUUUUAGGUUUUCGGUGCUUGCCUUUCAAAAUUAAACGCUUAUCAACAUAAAAGACGAACGAAAGAGAAAGUAGACGCUGCAGCGUUACCUGCAAGUCACGUGAUUUAGCAUAAAGCGACCGAGUGCUCUGACAGCUCCUCCUCCUCGACGUCCUGCUUCUCCCGGUAGAGUUAAAGCGAAAGUAAAACAUGUUUACAGUGGGGUCCAGUUGCAAGCUGCAACAGUCCUCUGCACCUUUACACUUCCUCGCCUUCCGUCAAACAAGGGAUCGAAUCAGGAAGCAGGAAGCUCUCCUCAGUCAAUGCCAACUCGAAGCGCCAUGGUGCCGCAAAGCGGACCUAGCGGGUGAUGGUGCCCGGAGCCGACGUUCUGCAGGCGGCGGACGGGGGAAGAAAUGGUGCAAUAUGUGGUCUUCCAGCCGAGGUUUCCCUCAGAUAGGAUGGUUAGAGAUAAGCCUAACAGAACAAUAAGAAAGAAAAAGAAUGCAAACCAACAGAAGCAGAGUCCAGCUUCUGACGAGCCUGCGACACCUCAAGAAGUCCAGAGUACGGAACAGAACCAGGACAUCGCAGAGAAGCCGCUGGAAACGCUGCACUGGAGCCAGCGACACAGUCUACACCUCUCAGAUCAACAACUUGAAACCUGGUGUCAGAGUGGAGCGGACGCGGCCAAUUUGCCAACUCACCUGCGUUCGUUCAGCAGCCCGGAAGAGUACAAACUGGUGAAGCGCACUCACCAGCAGCUCCAGCACAGCUCCUACUACUGGGGAGCAAUGAACAUGGAGGAGGCGCACAAAAUGCUCAGGCUGGCAUCACCGGGCGCCUUUCUCAUCCGAGACAGCGGGCAGCCGGACGUGUUCUUCACCCUGAGCUACUACAGCGAAGAUGGGCCAACGAGCGUCCGCGUACUGCUCCGAAAGUUGCUCUUCGCUCUCUGCGGGAGCCAAAAGACUUUCGCCUCCCUCUUUGAUCUGCUGGCUUACUACAGGAGUCCGUUGUGCAAACUGACUGCGCCGUAUCGCCAGCAACGGCCCGAGCGCCUCAAGCAGAUUUGCAGGAGGGCGAUGGUACACAUGUAUGGAGCCGAGAACAUAAGAAAUUUAGCAGGACUCAGUUGUGAGGUGAAAGACUACGUUCUUGCCUAUCCUUACUCGAUAUAGGGCGAAUGUGGUGUGUGUGUGUGUGUGUGUGUGUGUGUGUGUGUGUGUGUCGUCCAUCUUGUUUGAGGUUUGAGUCAUAGAUGAAAGAGGAGAAAAUCUAUUUAUCCAAGUUCUGGACCGAACCGAAUAAUGUUUUUGGAUUUCAGAAAUGCAGGCUCAUUCAAAGUGCGACAACAAAAAUGAUUUAUUUCCAGAAAAAUGCACCGACAAAGUACGAACAGAAAUCCCUGAUCACAUGGAGCCAAGUGAAGCCAUGCAUAAAGCAAAGCGCUUGCACAAGACAACACCAAGAAUAAACAAAAGGAAAUGUCAAGAAGCCAAUGACUCGAAGCUAAAGAUCAAGAUUAAUAAGAAAAAAAAAUCAAAUCAAAUGAAAACCGAUGAAUAACGAGAGCGACUAUGGAGAGUAUCGAGGGGUCGAGAAAACAACACUUGAAGCACAACAGCGAGAGAGGUCAAUAAUCCGACAAGAGACGAGGCAGCCUGGCAGUUCUGAAAUAUAAGGCAGGCUUGAUUGGUAACCUCAGAACAAGUGUGCCUGCUAGAGGGAAACGCCCUUCACUCCAGCUGGGGCUGAAAACAAAACAGACAUGACACCAUCCGUCCAUCCAUCCACAGCUCAACACAGCCAAGAAAAAGUCCAAUAAACACCUUGGUCAAGAUCGAGUGCA
This is a messenger RNA of Hippocampus comes (tiger tail seahorse), 2069 nucleotides long. RefSeq names its product suppressor of cytokine signaling 1-like. Gene Ontology annotation, cellular component: phosphatidylinositol 3-kinase complex. Bases 634 to 1398 code for a protein of 254 amino acids. Gene Ontology annotation, molecular function: 1-phosphatidylinositol-3-kinase regulator activity. Lineage: Eukaryota; Metazoa; Chordata; Actinopteri; Syngnathiformes; Syngnathidae. The transcript has 4 exons. The record is from RefSeq and is a predicted model, not a curated record. Gene Ontology annotation, biological process: phosphatidylinositol phosphate biosynthetic process.